This is a messenger RNA of Gymnogyps californianus (California condor), 3287 nucleotides long. RefSeq names its product adaptor related protein complex 1 associated regulatory protein (gene AP1AR). The transcript is spliced from 11 exons. NCBI's taxonomy places the organism in Eukaryota, Metazoa, Chordata, Aves, Accipitriformes, Cathartidae. Gene Ontology annotation, biological process: regulation of Arp2/3 complex-mediated actin nucleation; negative regulation of substrate adhesion-dependent cell spreading; negative regulation of cell motility. The coding region runs from base 129 to 1103 and encodes 324 amino acids. Gene Ontology annotation, molecular function: AP-1 adaptor complex binding. The record is from RefSeq and is a predicted model, not a curated record.
AGCGGCUGCCCUUCCUCUCCGCCUUCCUCUCUCCCCCGCCGCCCUUGAUGGCAGGGGCGGUUUGAACCCGCCUGAAGGGAGGAGAAGGAGGAGGAGGAGCCGUUGCCGCCGCUGCCGCCCAGGAUGCGAUGGGGAACUGCUGGGCGCAAUGGUGCUGCGGGCUCUUCUUCCGGAGGGAAGCCGGCCGGCUCCAGCGAGGUGGAGGGGAGUGUCCUUUUGCUUCGGCUGAAAUAGUUUUGCUCGAAGUACUACAAGCUGCAGCCAUAAUUAGAAAAUCAAAGUAUUUUAGAACAUGUUCAACAGGAGAACACUUCACUAUAGAGUUUGAGAACCUGGUGGAAAGUGAUGAGGGGGAAAGCCCAGGAAGCACUCACAGACCUCUGACCGAGGAAGAAAUUGCUGACUUGAAAGACAGACAUUAUGACUCCAUUGCUGAAAAGCAGAGAGUUGUUGAUAUGAAACUUCAGUCAGAGUUAGCCUUACAAGAGGAGAAGUUAAGAAUAGAAGAGGAGGCUUUAUAUGCUGCACAACGUGAAGCAGCCAGGGCAGCAAAGCAGAAAAAGCUCUUGGAGCAACGUAGACAGCAAAGGAUAACACAGAGAGCGCAUGCUGUUAAUAAUGGAGAAUAUCAGAGCUCUGUGGCAGAGGAAGAUCUUGAUUCUUUCUUAAGAAAUACAAAAUUCCAGUAUGAAGCUUUUCGAAGUAGUAGACUUUCAUCUGAUGCUACAGUGCUGACGCCCAACACAGAGAGUAGUUGUGACUUAAUGACCAAAACAAAAUCCACAAGUGGAAAUGAUGACAGCACUUCAUUAGAUUUAGAGUGGGAAGACGAAGAAGGCAUGAACAGAAUGAUUCCAAUGAGAGAACGCUCCAAAACAGAAGAAGAUAUACUCCGGGCGGCACUGAAAUUUAAUAGCAAGAAGACAGGAAGUAAUCCAGCCUCAGCCUCUGACGAUUCUAAUGGAUUGGAGUGGGAGAAUGACUUUGUUAGCGCUGAAAUGGAUGAUAAUGGCAAUUCAGAAUAUGCGGGAUUUGUAAAUCCUGUAUUAGAUUUGUCUGCAUCAGAUGUAAGGAUAUCUGAUUCUGAUCAUCAAGACAGAUAGUGAAACUGCGUGGCCCUUACUUAUGACCACAUGUUGAAAAGUGAAAUAGAAUGUACAAAACCAGUUUGCUCUUUUAUAACGUGGUUCCCUUUUUCUUAUAAAUUGAUCAGCAAGGAAUAGGAAUGACUUGCUAUCUGAAUUAAUUCAGAAUUAAGUGCAAUUUUAUCAUCUACCUUCUAAACUUUUAUGAAAACUGGGAUGAUUCUAUUGUGUAUAUUUCUGGAUAUCUGGAUUUAAUAUAAAAUUAUCUGCACUAAUUUAAGCUUCAUAGCUUGACAUAUCUAUAUUUUAACUAGCCUUUUUUUCUGGAUGAUGUUUCUACUGAUUUUGUUUUUAAAAUUCAUCAUUGGCCUAACGUUUAUCUCAGAAACAGUCUUACAUAACUUAUCUAAUACUUGAAUAUAGAAAAAUAAUUUUAAAAAAAUUUUAUUUCCAGUAUGUGCUUUUUGACUUGUUCUUUAGCUAUUUAGAGGGUGUACUUAGCCAGCUGCAAAACAAAUUUCACACACAGUAAAUUGCAGUUUUUCCCUGUCUGGCUUAUAGUCUUCCUAGCCUUGUGUUGUUCUCUUUCCAUUUAUUUUAUUUUUUUAUUACUUUAUACUAAGCACAGUUAACCUCAAUAAGCAUAGAAUAAAUCAUCAGGUUAGGUAAGAUAUUGUCUCGUAUAAUAUGCCAGACUUAGUAAGUGUAUGCUAGAUAGAAAAACAACUAUAAAAAUUCUUUAUGCGUCAAACUGGAAGUUUUAACCAGUAUCUAGUGGAGAACUGGGAGGACCAAAGUCUUGAUUUCCCCGCCCCCCCGAACAGACCAACAUCUGAUACUACAUGGUCCUUAGAAUUCUUUAGUUGUGGAAAACUUGUAAUUCAGCUCAACCGGAACAAUUAUUGAAAAGCAACAUUCUCUGAGCAAACUGGGGGAGAGAUGAUUGCUCUGCUGCUGGGGUGGGAAGAACAAGAACCUAAAGACUGAAUUCCUAUAUUUGCAUUUUAAAAAGAAAAAAAAAGUUCAAGUUACAAAACAGUGCGCUCAAGUGCUCUAGCUUUCCUGUGCCUCUAAACUGGAUGGUUUAUACUGCUAAUGCGGACUGAAAUUCAAGGAGGUGUUCAGUUACUGCGAAUCUGGUGUAAUGUAUUGUGUGGUCUCCCCUGAUAUUUAAUGUAAGUUAUACUUUUUAAGAAAAGAAAAAGCUCACUGAAGAGAACGUCCGAAACACUUGUAGAUCUCAAGCUUUCCCCAAAGUUUCAGUAAAGCCAUUCUACUCUACUGUUAUUUUGUGCAGCUGUCUUGUUUUUCCCUGAAAAACGGGGUGUAGCUUCACCGUUGUGGAGUAAAAGCAACACGCUGUGUUAAGUAGUAAAUCUGCAUCAUCAGAAGAACUGAAUUUGUUGGUGAAAGUUGUGUCACUGUUCUAGAUCAUCUGAGCCUAUAUACAAUAGCAGGGUCACUACAAUGUGGUCCUCUUCAUGAUGACUUGAACAAAAAUACUGCACACUUGGAUUAAACAUGUACAAAUAUCAACACUAAGGAACAGAUAAAUCUUGUUGAUAACAUUCCAUUUCUUAAUUUAAAUUGUAGGUAUGUCAUUGAAAAUAUUUUAAUGUAAUUAUCUACAUUUGCAAUGCCUGUAAUAAGCUUUAAAAAUUUGUACACAUCAAAUGUAUAUUUUUGGUUUGGCGUAAGCUACUACUGUGUAACUUCUCCUGAACGUUUAUUUGUAUACUAUAUUCCUAUGGAAAAGAAGGCAACUUUCUCAACAUGUAUAUAACGCAUUUUUUUACCUGCUGAAAUUGUAACUUACCCUGCAGUGGUCACUACUUUUCCUGACCAGUGAACGUGAGGUUAACUUGUCCUGACCGUGCUUUGAGGAAGUAAACUAGCUGCUCGUCCUGCUUGUAGAAUGAACAAGCACUUAGGAAAAAGGAAGCUGACUCCAGCUGAAGCUUUUACUGUGGCGGGCAUGUCCUGUAGCCAUGGUUAAUAGCGUUCCGCUUUUCAGAGUUCAGUGCGCCACAGCGAGUGACUUAAGAAAUUAUGGUCAAUAUUUGUGGAAAUUCAAGAAAUUGAAGGAUUAUAGAAACAGCUCAUGUGAAACAAUUCAACACGACUGUAAAAUGUGUAUCUGUACAAAUUUAGAAGUCAUUAAAAUUUUCAGUCAGUCUUAUGUCUGGUAAUGUUUUAUCUGUU